UGCUCUGUUCCCUCUCCGUUCGGUCUGCUUUCGCGCCGACAGGUGCGUCCACAGGGUCUUGCAUGCACACGAGGCCGGCCUCGAAUUGGUAUUUCUUUUUUUUUUUUUGGCCGUAUUCGACUGACAGUGCCACAGCUGUUUAUGGUUGUGAAGCGGAUCGCGGAGAAGGCUCCGGAGCCCCGCUUUGGGCCACGCCGGUUCCCCGUUAUCGUGGCUUAAUGGUGCCCCUAUUUCAAAGUGAGCGCGUCCCGCGCGUCACAGCCAUUAGGUCAGCUGAUUGUGCAUCGUCUUGUGACCGCGAAGUGCGACCGUGCGCCAGGAUGGCUGCGUCUCUGUGUGAUCGUGUUUCAAUCGACGAUUCCCUGGACGUCUCGUCUUCACUGUGCCUGCGAUAAACACAAACGAAAAAUAGGAGCUGCACGGCGCUUUUUUUUUUUCGGGUGUGCGACGAAAGCUCGAGUGCGUUUAUGUGGGCCAGCACCUCGGACAAAACGACUGACCAUAUCGCGGUGCCCUGUUCACCGCUAUCUCGCACGCCGCCUGCAACGUUUCGGCAACCGCCAGAGCCCCGCAGCCGCAAAGCCUUCGCAUUGCUAAAGAUUCAGCGACGCUCUCAUCCCUCUACCGGAAAUACCUCGUGUGCAGUCGUUCCGCGAAGCUGUGCUAUUGUUCGUUCCGCGUCGCAGCGCAUGAUUGCUCUUGUUUCACAUCGGAGCUCAUGGUUCUUUAGGCCGACAGCGUGCGUUGUGUGAUUUGGUGCCUGCGUGUUUCUACCUGUGCGCACCAGUGUGGGAUAACAACAACGCGACACUGUGCUGAACCUCGUAAGAUUGUCACUUCAGUGUCGCUGACCUUCACGACGCUUUAUCUGCAUACUUGAAAGCCGCUGCAAUCUGACUAUAUGCACUGACGUCACUGAAUUGAUGGCGUUCCAGCCGUGCUGCGCGGAAGCGCCGGAUACUAGGCAUUCCUUCAGACACAUCAUGGAGCGCGAAGCGCAAGUCACCACAAGUGAUGUUCACGAUGACGAUGAUGAUGAAGAUCUCGAGGAUUGCGACCUCAGUUGUUUCUUGGAAUCGACUUUAUUCAAUUUCGAUGACCCCGGUGAGAAGGCAUCGCUACCAGCUUUACUGCCUUCGUCACUGGAUGUGCCACCUGUCAUGUCUUCACCGUUGUCAUACGAGUCCCUGUUGCCAUAUGCCAAAGAACCACUUCACCUCACGCCAGCAAAAUCCCCGGCAAACGAAGUGACAACGAAAGCCCCAGACCGCGCUCUCGCUGAUGUGCUACCGAAGAGUCCAAAAGGUGAACGGUCGCACGGCAAGUCCAAGAACAAGCGGGCGACGUCUUCGUCCUCCUCGCCGUCGCGAACCAAGAAGCCAGGCAUUAGCAGCGUCUCCAGCUCCUCGCGAGGAAAGCUCACCACGGUGUCGGGACCAAGUGCUGAAGACGAUGAACCUGGAUCCCUGCUUCCAAGUGGGAAUCUAUGCUAUCCACAUAGCUGCCGCAAGUGCUACAACGACUGUUUGAACAAACUUAUGACGCUGUGCGACAGCCCGCAGGCCAUGAACUUCAACGAUGCCCUACGGCAGCCGUACAAAGGCACCAAGCUGAGGAAGAAAGCCGAGACCGUGGACUCUGAAACCUACAUGGUGGACGUGGGAAGCAAGGCGCCGACGGCCACGGACACAGUCGUGCAGCUGUACUCCAUCGACACGCACUCAGUAUCCAGGGUGUACUGCGUCGUCUUCAGCAGCAGGAAGCUCAGCGACCUGCAUAUGGGCCUAACAAAUAAGUGUUACGGAUUUAGGAUUAUACGCAGAAUUGUGUUCGUGGAUGACACCCUGCCAGAAAACUUUGCCAAAGCAUACGACGAAUACGCCCUGACUCAUUCGCGGUGCUACCAGCCGCACCCUGAUAUGAGGCCCAAGGAGCAGCACUACCUCGUGGUGGAGAGCGACUACUGUGGUCCCAGUGUCCUCCAUUCUAAGAUCAAGCCCGCGCAAGCGAUCAGCAUCAUCGGCCAGGUCGCGUGCACGUUGGCGGUCGCUGAACGAGAGCUGCAGUUCGAGCACCGGAACCUGCUCGAGGAAAACAUCAGGGUGCUGCCAUCCACGAGCAAGAACCACCACUUCCUCAUCGACGGCCGCACUUGUUGCGUCAAGGGAGGCGGCCUCAAGGUCACCCUCGUCGACGACAACUUCGGCCGCAUGACUUACAACAAUGAAAUCAUCUUGCGCAUGAGGAACUACAAUUGCGUCUACAAAGACAAGACGGCCCAAUACCUCACCCUGGAAAGGGUAAUAAAGAAUCGCUGGGACCUGUUCCACCCGCAGACCAACGCUGUGUGGCUGGCGUACCUGUGCGGCCACCUGAGCGACUACCUGACCGUGCCCAACCCGUCGGGCGAGUGGCAGCGCAGACUGGAGCUGCUGGCGUUCAUGCAGCGUGACCUGCAUCGGUUCCACUCAGCCGAAGAGUUCGUGUGGAACUACAUCACCAGGAUUGGCCAUGUGCAUGAAGAUCACGGUUACCAGCCGCACUCUUGGGAAAACCGCACGACGUCCAGCCAGCCCAUAUACACGGGCCUUCUGAGAAUGCUGCACUGGAGAGACAAGAAGAAGGACGACCCUCCGGGGCCCUCGACGAAUCCGGGCCCUCCUCAGGGAGGUGCUUCCAGUGCUCCAGCGCAGCUCGAUAGACGGCGGCCGCACUAGUUAGGCGCCUCGACCUCACACGCUGGCAUAGUUCCCGGCCUGGCGCCCUUAGCGCACCCUUAAACGCACUAAAUAAGAUUAGUAUGCGCGAAACGUGAAACAUGCGUAACUUUUAUGCUCGCCCAGCGGAAGCACGAUUUGUACCUGGUUUGGCCAUAUCCGAAACAAAGCGCAAACACUGUUCCACAUCGAGGAAAAUUUCAACAACUUGUUCGCGUUUGCGUUUGGCCAUGGAAAGUGCCUUCAUACAGAAAAUAUUUAAAUGCUAUUUGAUAUAAGAAAGUGUUUAGCUUAGUAAUUGUUAAUUAGUGAUUGGUUUGCUGUAAUACAUCCAAUAGAAAGCUCGCUUCAGAAACACUGCUCUCAGCGUUCCGGGCGUGUAUCGGAGUUUUGAGCUUUCAAACACUAUGUUUGGUUAUACGCCCCGUGGGGCAGGUGCAGGGGCUAUCUCGUUCAGCGGCUAAGCUGAAGAUCGCGGGUUCGAUUUCCCGGCGUGGCGGCCGUAUUUCAAUGGGGAAAAUGUAGUAACGUUUGUGUAUUCAAAUUUAGAGAGAGAGAGAGAGAAGAACGAAGAGGUAAACGCAGAGGUAAACGCAGAGGUUAACCAAGAACAUGUCCGGUUGCCUACCCUACACUUGGAGAGAAGAAAAGGCGGAAAUAGAUAAAGGAAGGAAAAGAAAAAUAAUGAAGUAAUUAUUGUCAGUCGCUUCCUAAAGUGCCUUUAGCAUUGCAACAUAAAAUAAACUUGGCAGAAGGGUACGCAUUUUGGCGUGUUGGUUCAUGAUUACUAGCAGAAAACGGCGCUAAAGGAUAGAACGAAGAGAAGGACACAGACCACAGCGCUAACAAGCAAGUGUUUUUAUUGAUUCGGUCAGCACAUAUGUACUCGUAUACACAGGGUGAUCAAAGUUAAGUUGACAGUUUUUUUAAAUUUAGACACAGAGACCUACGUGAAGACCACCUCUCCCGUAGGGUUAUGUGGCGAGGGGUGCACAAAGUGAGAUGAUAAUUAUUGUUGUUAGCAGUGCAAUCAACGAAAAUUGAAUAAUGAACUUUUGACUGGCUGUAGUAAGCUGGCACGUUUGUAUUGAAAAGUUAGAGGCAGUCGUGUUUCUACAGAGUUCCACUUGGCAGAAUUCUUCUGGCCUAUCCGUGGUUUGAGAUAUCGAAUAUCGAACUGCGAAGUUUAAUUCCCGUUCGCAUGAUUACGCAUGCAAGAGAGUGAGGACCGGCGCAAAGCCCCUCCCUUAUCUCGGUAUGACAGAAGCUACCAUCGUUACAGGCUGCACGGCUCCGUGUUUUGAUAGUGGUUCCGAUUUCUGCGCUCUGCGAUUACUUCAGCCCAGAGUGAAAGGGCGAAACAUGUUUUGAUAGUGGUUCCGAUUUCUGCGCUCUGCGAUUACUUCAGCCCAGAGUGAAAGGGCGACAGUUAACACUUUUGCCUAUGCCUCCUCCCCGUCGUCAGACUGAACGGCGUACGCAAAAGGCGCGUUACAUAAGGGAGAAGCUUUGCUCCCCCUUAUGUGGGUAAUACAGGUUAACAUCCACAGCGUAGCGCCUUCCCUGAGAAGCUGUGGCAUGCACGUUUUUCGGCAAAUUCGAAGUCCCUGUUGCGUAAACACAAAAGGCUUCUGGUCAUCAAUGCAGACGACCAGAAAAAAAGGAAGCCACAAGAAACGCCGGAACUUGGCACUUACUUGACCUCAGCUUGAGCGAAUAAAGAAAUCAAAGCGACGAAGGAUGGCUUCCGGUGUGCAAAUACGGGUAAGAGUGGGCGUGUACAUACCAGAGCCGAAGGGUGUCAGUACAGCUAAAUGUUACUUUGCCCAUUGGUCAAAUUCAACUAGACCGUUAUGCGGUAGUGCCUCGAAGGCAAGCAUCAUUUUUGCCACUAUAUUGUCGGCUGAGGCAUAGCACUUACGGACUCUGCAUGCUGGCGUUCUCUUUGGUGUACGUCCUUCAAUCUACUUCAAGAAAUAAGAGUGCAUGAAAAAAAAAAAGAUUGAAGGGUAAAGUUAUUGGGGGCUUGAGUGGAAUCGAGAGAAGUGAAGACUAAGACAGAGAAAUGAACGAAAAACAGGUGUGGCUCACAUGCGUAAACCCAUCUUUGAUCUUUGUACUAAUGAAACUCUAGAAGAAAAGCUCGAGUACCACUUAACGUGGAUCGAAUAACUGCCCGGGUUGUGUUGUUCCAGUACAGUUGUUCGACUGUCUGCUUCAUUUCUGCACAGGUACAGGAUGUGUCUUUUGCAAAGUAAUUCCAGGCGUCAGACAGCCUGAAUUGAGGCAGGGGAAUGAACGCUAGCUUUAACCAAGCAUAAGAGUGUGAAAAAUGAAGGAAAUUAUGUGAAUCACGUUAGGUAAAAUGCGAUUUCAGUAGAAUGCCGCAGUAAAAUGGAAAAGGACAAUGCAAGGCGAAAGAUUUCAGGCAUCUGUAUUGCGGCCGUGUGAACUGUGGGUGCAGCAAAACAACGUGGCUGGUUUGCAAGCGAACGCGCAGAACGAAACAUGGCAGAUCUAUAAUCGCGGACAACUUCCAGCGGCAAUGAAGGGAAAGCUACGGGCGCGUGGAUGCUUCACAUGUGUUGCCAAGCCAAGUAGUCCGGCAGCGUUUGGCAGUGCUUGUGGUUGCUCGGAACAGACGCUGAAUAGGCACAG
Dermacentor silvarum is the source of this 5375-nucleotide messenger RNA. RefSeq names its product serine/threonine-protein kinase haspin homolog. The transcript has 14 exons. Lineage: Eukaryota; Metazoa; Arthropoda; Arachnida; Ixodida; Ixodidae. Gene Ontology annotation, cellular component: nucleus; cytoplasm. Gene Ontology annotation, biological process: mitotic cell cycle; intracellular signal transduction. Gene Ontology annotation, molecular function: histone H3T3 kinase activity. Bases 924 to 2717 code for a protein of 597 amino acids. The record is from RefSeq and is a predicted model, not a curated record.